AUGUGUGCGCCGUCGGACAGGACAAGAGAAACUAUAUACAAUAAUAAACACACGCUGGCAUUAUUCAAAAAAAGUUCAAGAAAGUCGGGUCCGGGCGCUCUUUGUCCACGUGGAGAUCGACCGAUUGACAGUGAUUUGGCUGCAUUUAUCACGCAAGAAUAUUAUCAAGCGGAUGCGAUUGUUGGAUUUGCUCUAUCUGAAGGCGAACUUACCCAUGUAAAAAGAGCCAAGACAAAACCUGAUUUUAAUCCAUUUUUCUAUGAUGAAAAAUCGAUUUAA
Messenger RNA from Adineta ricciae, 279 nucleotides. The record is from the annotation of a GenBank genome assembly. NCBI's taxonomy places the organism in Eukaryota, Metazoa, Rotifera, Eurotatoria, Adinetida, Adinetidae.